AUGUACGAGAGCGUCGAAAAGGAAGCCCAGCUGAAAGAUAAAGAAGCAUUCAUAAACAACGAUCAUUUUGAUGAGCCAACUACAAACUGGAGUUGUUACAAACUGAUUAUUGAUCCGGCUUUGAACAGUGGCACCCAGAAACUCUACCGCUAUGAUGGACAGCUCUUCAGCUCACCACAUCCAGAAUGUUUUCCUGUGGAUAUUGUUCGUGAUCCCAGAAUUACUCGCUUUUGGGCAAAGUUCAAAGAAGCAGAUCUCCCAGUCCCCAAAUUUAUGGUCGAUGAGAAUUAUGUUGGAGCACCAAAGGAGUUGACAUUCGCAAGACUUAAUGACAACAUUAGGGACGGUUUCCUAUUUGAAAUGUGUAAACACUUUGGAGAAAUUCAGGAUUUGAAAGUGUUGUACAGUCCGAAGAAUAAGAAGCAUUUAGGAAUAGCAAAGGUCAUUUUUGAAUCUGCAAAGGCAGCAAACAACGCAGUACAAAACCUCCAUAACACUUCUGUAAUGGGAAACAACAUCCAUGUGGAAUAUGACCCCAAAGGUGUUAAAAGAAAGCGAUACUUACAGAUGCUUGUCAGUGGUUUAUACACACCUUUCACUCUCCCUGUUGGAGAAGAGACAUGUGGACCCCAGUCACCAGCCUCCACUUACUCCUUUUCUGAUUGUGUACCACUGAAGAAGCUGUCCUUAUCAUCAUCAUCCUCAUUAUAUAAUGGGUCUCCUUCGUUGGAUUGUUGUACUCCUCUAUCUAUGGAUACCGCAUACUCCAGCAUGCAUCAGGACACACCCAAUAGUUUUUGGCAGACCCCUCAAUACCAAGACACUCCUUGCACCCCUUCUCUAUCCAACAGUAUACCAGGCACACCAUCCCAGUGUGAGAGAAUCCCAAAUGAGUCUGUAAAGAUAGCCAAUACCUCCAAUACCCCUUUCAAUCAACAGUCCAUCCAAAACAUCUCACAGCUUCAAGCAAGCCAACUUAACCUUCUUCUGGCUCAACCAUCCUCAGAUAAACCUAGCAUUAUUCAAGGUACUGCGCAAAACUUCUGCAUGCAACAUGGAGCUGUCUCUCAAAAUGGGGGCUUCUCAAACAGGCAAAGAACUUCAGGACGUAAUUCUCAUCUUCACAGCAGUCGUUUUCUCGGAAAACACCAGAGCAGACCUUUGGGGAACAAAUACCAAAACGCAUACAACCGUAGACCAGAGCACCAUUACAUUCAUAGACCUGUAUAUAGAGGAUCUCACUACCGCUCUGGACCUCAAGGGUCUUUUAAUAAUUUCCAGGACUUUCCAAGCACACAAUCACAUUCAGAUAAACUCAGAUUCUUCACCCAGUGUACAAGUGAUAACAACAAACCUGCCAUAAUUUUAGGAAAAAACAUUACUGGCUCACUCAAGGGCCUCAGUGUUAAUCCCAGAUCUGUUUUUGAGGAACCACCAUCACUUCCUAUUUUAGAAACAAUGCAUGUGAAGGCUAUUGGAGGGGAUAAUCAUUGCUUUCAUCCAGUCAUAGAGAUAAAAGCAAAUGCAUCAGAAAAUAGUGGAAUUCCUUCCCAAGAAUCUUGCAAGACAACCCAAGAGGUGAACCAAAAUCGUUGCCUACAUGAUUCACCAAAAGACCACCCUUCUUGCUCAAAUACCCCAAAACAGUGCCUCUCCUCUGAAACCACACAGGAUUUUUCAGACCCUAUAAUGCAAUGCCCCUCUCCCGCAUCUCCCACUCCAGACCCAAAGCCUGACAGCCUGGACUCUCGCAUCCAAAAGCUUCUUAGUGCUGGAAAUUCAAUUCUACCCCUCCUGAGCCAAGAGAGCUCAGACUCAGAGACAGCUACUGAAGACCAGGAUACAGACUCCAUCUCCCACCCUCUACCCUCUCCCAAAGCUCCCAGCCCCACCCCUUCUUCGUCUACUUAUGUUGCCCUGAACUGUGUCCAAACACCUUUUUCUGCUAACAAUACUGGCUCGCAUUCAGGAGAAAGUUUUUCUGCAUCUGGCAUAGAGGAUGUGAGUUCCACUCCACUUCUCUACUUGGCAGAAGAGGAACGUGAACUUCAAUCAGCCAAAAAGUCAUCAUCCAAGAUAUUCUCCAGCACCUCUGUCAUCCCUACCUCAAGUGAAGAUGAGAAUACUUCUGAUGAGCCAUUUAGAAUACCAGUGAUCUGCAGCAACAGAGGCUCUUUACCCCCUCCUAUUUCUCAAAUACCCCUACCCCCAAUACUUACACCACCACCGGCUCACUUUCUCUCCUAUCAACCUUCUAUUAUACCAACAAAACUGGAACCUCCUCCCCCAGUGGCUCCAUUGUUACCUGGGUAUGCUCUAUCUGGUGCUUCUUCUUGUUCACUGUACCCUCCUCCAAAGAUCAAGCAGAAUUGUAGGCCACCCAACUGGCAGAGUAGCCCAGUACCUCUUCCUAUCCCUACUAGAAUAACACAAGGGCAACCCUCAAUCUCACUCCCCUUCUUUGCUCCACCAGGAUGCCCUCCACCCUUCAGUUACAUAACUCAUCGCCCACCUUACCCUUCUGCUGGGUGUUCAUCUACCAUGUUAAGGUACAGACCACCUUGGCCCCCUUCCCUCAUGCCUAGAUUCGACCCCUCAGUGCCCCCACCAGGUUAUGUGCCUAUGAAAGAAUUUCUCCAUAAUGCCACAGUGGAUGGGGUUCUGGCUGUUGUAGCAGCAGAGCUGAGGGCUAUAGUAAAGAAAGACAUACACCGCAGGAUUAUUGAGGUUGUGGCCUUCAAAGCAUUUGACCAGUGGUGGGAUGACAAAGAACAGGAAGCAAAGGUACCUGCUCCACUUAAAUUGGGGGGGAAUAAAGACCCUAAGCUCAGAAUUAUGGAGGAAUGCCUGAAAAUGCGUACUGCAAGAGGAGAAGGCACUGUACUAUGCACAGGAAAAAUAAUGAGCCUGCAUGGUGCCAUUAAACUUCCCUCUUUUAAGAGGAAUGAUCCAUUAGAUGAGGCGUCCACUGAUGUAAAGAUAAUCUGUUCUUCACCUAGUCCUGAGCACUCUGAGGAUGAAGAGCCAGAACAACAAACAGCCCCAGAGAUUGAUGGAGAGGACAAAACCAAAAAGACAAGCAAAAACUCCAUGGUUAAAUGCAGACAUUCCAGGCCUCUGGUGUUAGAAAGUGAUGAAGAGGAUGAGGAUACUGAGAAGGUGGAGGAUCCAAAAUACGAAGAAGUUCAGGAGGUUCAUAAGAAGAAAGUUAAUGAAGAGAAUAAAGAUAAGGAGAGUAACCCCCGUCUUAUCAGAGAGGAUGAAGAUUAUGAUGAUGCAGAUGUUGUCAGCAACACAAGCUUAGACUCAUCUGCAUCUCAAAGCCAAGGAUAUGACUCCUUAGUCUCUUCCAGAACUGUCUUUGAUUCAUCAGCUUCUUCUCCAUCCGUUACUGGCUCCCCGGCUUCCUCUAGAUCUUUCUUUGACUCCUCAGAUGACAGAAGUGUGGAGUCCUCAGACUCUUUGUCUUCUGGAGAGGACGAUCAGUUGGAUGAAGAAAGUACUGAAAGUCCAGAUGAAGAAAGAAGUAUGGUAGAAGAGAUUUGGAUAUCAUCUGAUGAGGAUGAUAAUGAAAAGAGGGAGAUGAUGCAUACUCCUGUUCACUCAUCUUUCGUGCACUGGGAAGAGGAUCUUGAGCCACCUGUGACCCCAUCUGCUCCAGUUUUGGUUGAAAGUGAUGCUGACCACAUGUUGCUAGAUUUGGAUCCAGAAGAUCCAGAGGAGGAACUGAGUGUUAGAGUUUACAUGCAGGGUUUGAAACUGUCCGACCCUCUCAAAUACACCUUACAGGACCCAGUAAAACAUUGUUUAACAAACAAACUUAAGCUAACAGACCCUGUGACAUUCUUCUCAGACCAGGAGCCAGAGCUGCCAAGUGCACCGUCUCCCUCAUACAGAGCAUUAUCGGAUGAUUUGGAGACACAAUAUACUACAGAUUCCGAGGACCAGCAAAUUAUUACAGAAACACUGGAGGAUUCGGAGAACCUCAGACCAAUCACGCCAACUGGCUCCUUGUCUGACAGUGACCCUGAAAUGGAACUCAGGUUUUCACCUCCUGUUCUUGAAAUGGUAGAGCUGCCACACACACCUGGUGGAUGUCUGGAGUUGGAGGAGGCUGAAGAACAUGUUCUACCUCCAGGUCCACCUACACCUCUACCUCCACCUCCUUCUCCAACAGGCCACCAGGAACUUCCAUGCUCAACCCUCUACCAGUGCCCUCCUUUCCCUUUCUCAUACCCUGCAUAUGAAGAAACACCAAAAACUCCUGGCAGGGUGAAUGGCUCUGGCCAUAUUUAUGACUCUGAGGUAAUAGGUAGCCUUUUAUCUCCUUCUAACCCCUUGCUGUCUUCAUGUGCUGACAGUGGUAUUCCCAGAACUCCAGGGAGAGAUUUGUCUCCAUCUUCACCUGUCUUAAACCACAGAGAGAUAAACUUUCAGGAAAGAGACCUACUCCAUCCUCACAACUCGGGUUUUGCACAAUCACACUCGCAAACUGAUAAUCUUGGUAUAGAUAAUGGUCAUCUACAUUCAGACCACCGCAGAAUAGCGCAUUUGGACAAAGCACACUUCAAAAGGCGUCGCGAGCGACUUAAAAUGAAAAGACGAAUGAUUGAAUUUCAGCGAAACCGAAACUCUAUGAAUACUCAUCCAUCUGCUCAUCAGGUUUUGGGGCCUUUGGAUCAUGUCUCUGAUAUCAGGACUGAACAUAUGCUACCAGAAGACCAGAAAAAGAUGCCUUUGCAGGAGUCAUCAUGUCUGUGGAGAAGAUGGGGAGAAUCAUUGCCACAGUCAUCUACACACUAUCUCAUUUUCCCUCCACGCUCAGAGAGACAAGAGAAGCUUGUCCUCCAUGCUGUAUGGACUAAGGGUGUGAAUGAGGAGGAGAUUGGGCAUCUAAAGUCCACCUAUGAGAAGCUUUUGCUUGAAGAUAAUGAAUGUGAAUGGCUGAGCAGCACACGCUGGAUCCCACAUCCUCCAACCAGCUCUCAUGAUGAGAGGCCAAGAAGAUGGCUGGAAGGGAUCAGGGAUCACAUGACAGGUUGUGCUCGUACUGAGGGUUAUUACUUCAUCAGCAAGAGAGAUAAGCUGAGAUAUCUCCGCUACACACACUUGAAUUCAGAGGAACUUACAGAAGACACUCAGGGAAAGAGUGUACCAGCUCAGGUUCCACCUUCAUCCAGAUCAGGAUCAGAACUCAGGGCUGAGCAGCGCCGCCUUCUGUCCUCCUUCAGCUGUGACAGUGACCUCCUCAAAUUCAACCAACUCAAGUUCCGAAAAAAGAAGCUGCGUUUUGGCAGGAGUCAUAUCCAUGACUGGGGCCUAUUUGCAGAGGAACCCAUUGCUGCAGAAGAGAUGAUAAUUGAAUAUGUAGGCCAGAGUAUUCGGCAGGUGAUAGCAGACAUGCGUGAAAGACGCUAUGAAAAUGAGGGUAUUGGUAGCAGCUAUCUCUUCCGUGUCGACCAGGACACUAUCAUUGAUGCGACCAAGUUUGGUAACCUGGCGAGGUUCAUCAAUCACAGUUGCAAUCCAAACUGCUAUGCAAAAGUAAUCACAGUAGAGUCUCAAAAGAAAAUAGUCAUCUACUCUCGACAACCUAUUGGUGUAAAUGAAGAGAUCACUUAUGAUUACAAAUUCCCUAUUGAGGAUGAAAAGAUCCCCUGCUUGUGUGCUGCAGAGAACUGCAGAGGAACCCUGAACUAG
Molecule: messenger RNA, 5700 nt
Organism: Xyrauchen texanus (razorback sucker)
Lineage: Eukaryota; Metazoa; Chordata; Actinopteri; Cypriniformes; Catostomidae
Gene: setd1bb
Product: SET domain containing 1B, histone lysine methyltransferase b
Exons: 20
Coding region: 1-5700 (1899 amino acids)
Cellular component (GO): Set1C/COMPASS complex
Molecular function (GO): histone H3K4 methyltransferase activity; protein binding; RNA binding
Source: RefSeq, a predicted model, not a curated record